This is a messenger RNA of Chiloscyllium plagiosum (whitespotted bambooshark), 1868 nucleotides long. RefSeq names its product transformer 2 alpha homolog (gene tra2a). Gene Ontology annotation, molecular function: RNA binding. Lineage: Eukaryota; Metazoa; Chordata; Chondrichthyes; Orectolobiformes; Hemiscylliidae. The record is from RefSeq and is a predicted model, not a curated record.
GUGUCGCCGCCAUAUUGUCAGGAGAGAGCGGCAGAGGCAUCAGACAGGGAAGGUUAUUGCUCUCACAUAUACGCAAAGAUAUAGGUUAAACUUCCAUAAUUCAUAGCAACAAAGAUGAGUGACAUUGACGAAACAGCCUACGAAGGGAGGGAGUCACGUUCACCAUCCAAAUCUCCAAGCGGGAGUGCUGGCCGUGUAAAAUCAGAAAGCCGCUCUGCAUCUCGCAGCCCAUCUAGGGCAUCGAAACGUUCAGAAUCCCGCUCCCGAUCAAGGUCCAAGUCAAGAUCUCACUCAAGAAGACAUUCGCAUCGGCGUUAUUCACGCUCCAGAUCACGAUCCCAUUCACACCGAAGGCGAUCUCGUAGUAGGUCUUACACACCCGAUUAUCGAUCACGCAGAAGGAGCCGCAGUCACUCCCCAAUGUCCAGCCGAAGGCGCCAUGCAGGAAGUAGAACGGGACAUGUGUCAGCGAAACACGGAGCGUUGAUAGUAGAUGUGGAGAAGUCCGCUGCCAGGACUGCCCCAUCGUCCCAGAUGAAGGAUGAUUCCUGGAGGCGAACAGGAUAUGGGAAGAAAGAAGGGAAACUCGGUUCUCAAAACGCUAAUCCAGAUCCAAACACUUGCCUAGGUGUUUUUGGUCUUAGUUUGUACACCACUGAACGUGAUCUUCGUGAAGUUUUCUCUCGGUAUGGGCCAUUGGCUGGAGUCAAUGUUGUCUAUGAUCAAAGGACUGGUCGUUCACGGGGAUUUGCGUUUGUUUACUUUGAAAGACUGGAGGAUGCUAAAGAGGCAAUGGAGCGUGCAAAUGGAAUGGAACUGGAUGGUAGACGAAUUCGUGUUGAUUAUUCUAUUACAAAGAGGCCCCACACUCCCACUCCUGGGAUUUACAUGGGACGACCUACUCACAGUAGUGGUGGAGGUGGUGGUGGAGGACGUCGCCGCGAUUCUUACUAUGAUCGAGGUUAUGAUAAAUAUGAUCGAUAUGAUGACCGGGACUAUGAUUAUCGAUACAGUAGACGACGAUCACCAUCACCCUACUACAGCAGAGGAUACCGAUCACGCUCGAGAUCUCGAUCCUAUUCACCACGUCGUUACUGACCAGACUUCUGCUUGCUGGACAACUGUCUGAAGAUUUUUAAUCACUGUGUUACAGUAACUUUUUUGGGAGGGUGGGGUGCAGAGGGAGGGGAGAUGGGUGGGGUUUGGGUUAACAUUUUGGUAGUUGUGCAUGAUAGUUUCUGUGCCUGUAUACUGCUUUGGAAAGGCCAUUCUAAAAGCUACUUGCUUGAACUGAUUUAUGUAGUUCAUAACCUGAUGUAAGGAAAGGACAGGGCUGGAAUUUCAUGGUAAUCUCUUAAUUACCAAGUACUGGUUGUUUUUGAACAUGCAAAUGCCAACAGUCAUUAGUUUUGUGAUGGUGUUUGAUUUUUUUGUCAUGGGGUUGUUUUUGCUGUUUGAAACUGUCCUAGAGUUCUGAGGUGUAUUUUUUUUAUUCAAAGAAAAUCUGAUGUAAACCUGGCAAAAAAAAUCAGUAUAUGCAUUUUACAAAAUAACUAUUAAAAAUGUACAGAAAGGUAGUCAGUUGUGUCAUGUCCUUCUGAAAGAUUCUAAAAAGAUUUUGCAAGUUUUGGAACCUAUUGAUUUAGAUGAGUACAAGUGGAAAAUUGACUUUCUGCAUUGAUUGAAAAUGUGAUGUGACAGAACUCUUUGUCUUCACAAUUGUAAAGGAUUACAAGGAUUAAAUUUUUUUUGUUUUUAGUUAAUUGUGUAUUUCUAUAUUUUGACCUGCAAGGUAGAUCCUGCACAUCAACCAACUGCUAUAAUGUACAACAGUUUAAUAAAAAUUAAAGAUGCCUCGGAGGGCGAUA